AUGGAAAUAUUCACAGGAUGCCCUAGCUGGGAACCACGCUUACUGUGGUGUCUACGUGAUUGGGAGCUGACGCACGAGCAACACAAGGAACUCGCAAUUCUCAAUAUCACCUUUGGCGCGUCGGUGACAAUAAAAGAUAAUUCUGGAAAGACGCCUCUUGAUUACUAUGAUGAUAACGAAUGUGAAAGAUACGAAGAAUCCACAAGAAGAGAGAAAAAGACAAAAUUAAAAAAUUUACUUAAAGAACUAUCAAUUCCGUCAGAGAUUUUAGCCAGGGGUCCCGAUGCGGUCAAAGCAUUCAAAGAUGCACUUAAAAACGGUGAAAUAACAGUUGUUAAUUCAAGACUGAUGUUCCUAGGUAACGAGGGUUCUGGAAAAUCAUCUUGUGUCAAAGCCAUGCUUGGGAAAGAAUUUGAUAAGCAUGAGCCUUCUACUGCUGGUAUUGUUACAACUACUGUCUUUCAAAGUGUAGGCAAAAAUUACAUCAAAUGGGAGGAACAGAAGGAUGUGGAUGUUUGUGACCUAACCAAGCAAAUACUCUGA
Anneissia japonica is the source of this 543-nucleotide messenger RNA. RefSeq lists its product as uncharacterized. The coding region runs from base 1 to 543 and encodes 180 amino acids. The transcript has 6 exons. The record is from RefSeq and is a predicted model, not a curated record. Lineage: Eukaryota; Metazoa; Echinodermata; Crinoidea; Comatulida; Comatulidae.